This is a messenger RNA of Hippocampus zosterae (dwarf seahorse), 1026 nucleotides long. RefSeq names its product NAD kinase-like. Gene Ontology annotation, molecular function: NAD+ kinase activity. The record is from RefSeq and is a predicted model, not a curated record. NCBI's taxonomy places the organism in Eukaryota, Metazoa, Chordata, Actinopteri, Syngnathiformes, Syngnathidae. Gene Ontology annotation, biological process: NAD+ metabolic process; NADP+ biosynthetic process. The coding region runs from base 1 to 1026 and encodes 341 amino acids. The transcript is spliced from 4 exons.
AUGCGCCUGCCACCCCGCACCCCAGGGGCAGAGGGCCUGCGCAGCCAGGAGGUGCUCCUGGAGGAAGUCACAGAAAUCGAGGGAGUCGAGGACAAGGCUGGCUCGGACCUGGAGGGCGGCCUGCUCCUGCUUGGAGAGGAUGCUGAGGUCCAUCCCGGAGAGGGCGUGAAGCUGGCAGAGCUGCGAGGCUACCGCAGCCGCAUGCUCAAGGUCGUCCAGGAGGGCUACGAGAAGGAGGACGAGGCCAUCAUGGACUUCUUCCACGGGGCCAUGAAGCACUACUUCUGCAGCGUCAAGGAACCCGACAGCCUCAGCACUCCUGAGAUGGCCGAGCUGUGCAAGCUGUACAUCCAAGAGGAGGUGGACCUCAUAAUGGUGGUGGGAGGCGACAGUGCGGUCAAAUUCGCGGCGCUACUGCUGCAGGAGCGGGCCAAGCCGGUUCUCUGCAUCAGCAAGGACAACGAGUCCAUGCUGGGGUCCAUCCAGCUGUCCAAUUGGAAGUGCGAGCUGCCCACAGUGCUGACCCAUAUCAGGGACAACCGGUACUACAGCGAGCGGCUGAUGCGGUUGCACGUGCUGAGCGAGGUGGUGGUGCGCCGCAAGACCCACUUCUGCAUCAAGGCGGCCGUCUUCAUCAACGGCGAGCACUUCACCGACACAGUCACCGACGGCAUCAUCGUCGCCACUCCACUGGGAUCCACGGGGUACGCCAUGAACUGCGGGGGGCCUAUUGUCAAUUACCGCUCAACAAACAUCGUCCUGGUGGCGGUCAACCCUCUCACCCUCAGCUUCCGCCCCCUCGUCAUGAGCCACGACAUCGAGGUCGAAAUCUGCAUCAGCAAGGACUCUCGCAGCGAGGCCGAGGUGCACUUCGACGGCAAGUGCCACGACCGGCUGCGGCAGGGCGAGUCCAUACGAAUCCGGCAGGGCCACGACUUCGAGAUGGUGCGGCUGGGCGAGGACAGCCGCAGCCAGCACAAGAUCAAGGCCAUCUACUCCUGGAAUGCUGGUUACGCCUUCACCUGA